Molecule: messenger RNA, 1135 nt
Organism: Rhineura floridana
Lineage: Eukaryota; Metazoa; Chordata; Lepidosauria; Squamata; Rhineuridae
Gene: TIMM22
Product: translocase of inner mitochondrial membrane 22
Exons: 4
Coding region: 100-699 (199 amino acids)
Biological process (GO): protein insertion into mitochondrial inner membrane
Cellular component (GO): TIM22 mitochondrial import inner membrane insertion complex
Molecular function (GO): transmembrane protein transporter activity
Source: RefSeq, a predicted model, not a curated record
AGCCUCUGCGGAAAGGAAUCCUAUCAGGAGAGCCGGGCGCUGCGCGCAAGGCAUGACGGGGGCUGUAGUGUUCGUUUUCUGAGGGGAAGAAGAACGGUCAUGGCGGCGUCUUCUGCCACAGGCACGAGCGGGUCCGAUGAAGCGGGGGCGACGCCCGGCCCGGCCCCGGCACUGCAGUACAGCCUUUUGCUGGAGUAUUUGGUGGGCGAGAAGCGCGGCCCGAGGCAAGCGCGGGCCUUGGACCCGGCCGCCCUCGGCGGCUUCCCGGCGCCGACCAAGAGCCUCGAACAGAAGAUGAUCGAGCGGGCUAUGGAGAGUUGCGGCUUCAAGGCGGUGCUGGCCUGCGUCGGGGGGUUCGUGCUGGGGGGCGCCUUUGGCGUGUUCACGGCUGGUAUCGAUACCAAUGUGGGAUUUGACCCCAAGGAUCCGUACCGCACACCGACAGCCAAGGAGGUCUUGAAAGACAUGGGGCAAAGAGGGAUGUCCUACGCUAAGAACUUUGCCAUCGUGGGUGCCAUGUUUUCCUGCACUGAAUGCCUGCUGGAGUCUUACCGAGGCAAAUCUGACUGGAAGAACAGUGUUAUGAGUGGGUGCGUUACUGGAGGAGCCAUUGGCUUUCGGGCUGGCCUGAAAGCCGGGGUCCUUGGCUGUGGGGGCUUUGCUGCGUUCUCUGCAGUGAUUGACUAUUACUUACGGUAGCAGCCGGAGCCAACGAAGGAGGACUUUCUGGUGUCAACCAUACAGGGAAGCUGGUGCAAAGAACUUUCCUUUCCCAGGACUGGCAACAGACGAGGGAAAGAGGAACAACUUUUGAGAGCUCUGUGUCCUGCAUAGGUAUCCAGCCCACGGGCAGAGUCAGCGAGUCAUCUAAGCCAAGCACUGUUCAAACAUCAUCAGAGUGGUACAAUUAAUUCUUAAUUUCAAGGUCUGCAGCAUAACUGGACUCUUUUGCUAAGCAUAUAUGUUUGCUGUGGCAAGCUUGGGUGCUGUUACGGUCUGGCAGCACUUGCUGCAAAUACAGACUUGUAGGUUCGUUACCUUAUUGGAUGCAGGAGAAAUCAAGAUUUAACUUAUUCUGGGCACUAUCAAGUGUUUGAUACUAAUGAAACAAGAGCAGUCUUUCAAAAGUGUAAAA